AUGGUGAAGCUGGAGGAAGAAAUGGUGCAACAGCUUCGCCUGGCGGACUUCCACCCAAAUACUCUUGAAGCCCAAGUGGCAAAUUUAGAGGAAGAACUGAUGCAAAAGCUUCGAUUGAUUGAGUCUCUGCCAAAUUCUCCUGAAGCCCCAAGGGCACAGUUAGAGGAAGAAAUGAUUCCAAACAUUCACUUGGUAGAUUUCGUCCCAAGUACCAUUGUUUCGCAAGCACCUAGUAAUCCAACACACCUUUCAGACCUCUAG
Molecule: messenger RNA, 261 nt
Organism: Mesocestoides corti
Lineage: Eukaryota; Metazoa; Platyhelminthes; Cestoda; Cyclophyllidea; Mesocestoididae
Source: the annotation of a GenBank genome assembly